Messenger RNA from Acanthosepion pharaonis, 4872 nucleotides. Lineage: Eukaryota; Metazoa; Mollusca; Cephalopoda; Sepiida; Sepiidae. The record is from the annotation of a GenBank genome assembly.
AUGUCUGAUAUGUUAUUGGCUUGUCUCAAUACUUUCUUCUAUUUUAAAGAUCUACCAACAAGUUGCAUCGAUGCACAGAGAAAGAACAUUCCACCAGGUGAGACCUUCAUCCAACCGAGUAAAUCCGUCGACCCUUUCUUCGUCUAUUGCGAUGCAAAUAUGGUUCCGGGAACAGUCGUGACCAUCAUUGGAAAUAUUCAAGAAGAAACAACUGAUUUCGACAACGACAUUACAAUCACGUAUCACAAUGUGACAUUUGUGCAGAUCGAAGCCCUCAUUAAUAUUAUGGAUAAUUGCUACCAACCAGUGCGAUUUGAUUGCUUCAAAACCAUGUUUGUCGGGACAGCCGGUGCGUACUGGUUUGGUAAGCAGAAUAAAAUGAACCAAUAUUUUGGGAGCAGCGACAACAUCCACAAGAUGUGCACGUGUGGCAUGGAGAGGCUGUGUGGUGGUCGUGGAGGCAAAACCAAAAUGAUGCAAAGAGCCUGUAACUGUGACAAUGCCGAUAAAGUCUGGCGACGUGAUGGCGGUAUUCUCUCUCAGAAGAGUGACCUCCCAUUACGUAGGUUGAAGGUCCCGGUAGUACCCAAUGCGAAAAUGGCUUUGAAAGUCGGAAAACUAUACUGCGCUGACAGACCAUUCGAUAUCGAUGAAUGCGCGCUGGGCUUCCAUGAUUGCCAUCCGAACGCAACGUGUGUCAAUGAGAAUCCAGGCUUUAAAUGUUACUGUAAGACAGGUUUCCGCGGUCAUGGAGUGGACGGAGCCUUUGCUAACGGCCGAGAAUGUCCAGAUGACAAUGAAUGCGGAUUGCGAAUGUGCCCCUGGUCGGCCCACUGCAAGAAUCUUCCAGGCACAUUUAAAUGCACCUGUCGGAAUGGAUUCACGCAAACAAGUCCUCUUACUUGUGAAGAUAUUGAUGAAUGUAAAAAAGGAACUCACAACUGUGAUCCAAACGCUCAGUGCGUCAACACAGAAGGUGGAUUUUUCUGUCGUUGUAAAAGAAAUUUCCGCGGGAAUGGCACGGUCGGAUUCUGUGAGAGAAUUGGAAUCUGCCAGUGUUUUGGUGAUCCUCACUGUCUUUCUUUCGACGACAAAUGGUUACAUUUCCAAGGCAAGUGUAAGUAUAUCAUGGCGUCGGACAAGUGCACUGCAAACGCCAUACCGACAUUCGAAAACACCGCUGUUUAUUCUGUUAAUGUUAUUCUCAACAUUUUCUCUUUCUUUCUUUCUUUCUUUCUUUCUUUCUUUCUUUCUUUCUUUCUUUCUUUCUUUCCAUAUCUCUUCUUUAUUUCUUUCACUUCUUUCCAUGUAUCUUUCUUUCUUUCUUUCUUUCCAUCCAUAUUUGUUCUUUAUUUCUUUCUCUUCUUUCUUUCUUUCUUUCUUUCCAUCCAUAUAUCUUCUUUCUUUCUUUCUUUCUUUCUUUCUUUCUUUCUUUCUUUCUUUCUUUCUUUCUUUCCAUCCAUAUCUCUUCUUUCUUUCUUUCUUUCCAUCCAUAUCUCUUCUUUCUUUCUUUCUUUCCAUCCAUAUCUCUUCUUUCUUUCUUUCUUUCUUUCUUUCUUUCUUUCUUUCUUUCUUUCCAUCCAUAUUUGUUCUUUCUUUCUUUCUUUCUUUCUUUCUUUCUUUCUUUCUUUCUUUCUUUCUUUCUUUCUUUCUAUCCGUAUUUGUUCUUUAUUUCUUUCACUUCUUUCCAUGUAUCUUUCUUUCUUUCUUUUGUUCCAUAUCUCUUCUUUCUUUCUUUCUUUCUUUCUUUCUUUCUUUUUUUCUUUCUUUGUUCUUUCUUUCUUUCCCUCGAAUCUAUUCAAUGAUGACCAAGCAGACGACUGGACAAUUGGCCCAAUGUGCGAUGUUAACGGCCCACUGACAGAGAAUAUGGAGACAUUUGGUCAAUCAUGGUUAGUGGCGGACUACACCGAUGGCGUUAAUGUAAGUGAAUGUAAAAAUAAUUGUCAUCGACCAAGUCCAUCGGACCAGUGUGAUCCCAAAAAGGAACAACUGGCCAAAUACCUUUGUGGCAAAAUGGAGAAAGAUUUUUACGAGUGUUUUGAGGCAAUGGAACUAAAUAUGCGCAACCAAUACCGAUUCAGUUGUGUCUAUGACUUGUGCCACAUAUCGGCAAACACUUCGGAGGGCAUCUGUCAAUUUGCCAACGCUCUAUUGAAUGAAUGUCAAGUCAAUAUGAAGCUGAGCACCUAUUCUUGGAGAGGCUAUUGUCCAAGGAAAUGCGGCAGAAAUCAGGAGUUUAAACUCCGUCGAAAGGUCAGCGACUCGAGAACUUGCUUGAAAGUGAAUCAAAAAAUCCUUAACGCAUACGUUGACGAUCCUCACAGCAAAUCCGAAGGUUGCUUUUGCCGAAAGGGUUACGUCAUGCAGGAUGACGAAUGCAUCAAGGAGGAGGAUUGUGGUUGCACCUACAACGGCACUUAUUAUUCGGUUGGAGCUAUCGUAAUCAAUGAAGGAUGCAAGCAAUUCGCAAAAUGUGCCCGAAACAAUACUCUAAUAUUUGAAACUCUUAACUGCUCCAAAGAUGCUGACUGUGGCGUCCGAGAUGGCAUAUAUGGUUGUUAUUGCAAGGAUGGAUUCGUUGGAGAUGGCAUCCAUUGCUCUACCGAUUAUUGUAGCCUACCAAACAUGAAUUGUACAUCCGAUUCAAAGUGUGUCAGUGCAGAGAAAGGUUUUUACUGCACAUGCCUGGAAGGCUACAACACUUACUGCGACCGCUGUGAAGAUAUUGAUGAAUGUAAGACCGGGACCCACAAAUGCGACAGAGUAGGUAACUGUAUUAACACUGUAGGUUCUUACAGGUGUACAUGUCCUGAAGGUUAUUAUUUGGAUAACAAGAAAUGUAGAGAUAUUGAUGAGUGUGACAUGAACACCCACAACUGUUCCGCCCAUUCCCGUUGUUUCAACAAAGGAGGGGGAUUUGACUGUCUCUGUUGCUCUGGAUACACGAAAAAGAACGGCAAAUGUGUGGAAAGCGGAGAAAUCAAACCUGGUGAACAGACAAAAUGUUGUGCUUGUCAUGGUUAUAUUUGUGGCCUGAAAGGAACGUUCGUCAUUUCUAUCUAUCUAUCUAUCUAUCUAUCUAUCUAUCUAUCUAUCUAUCUAUCUAUCCUAAUCUGUUCAUUAUCUAUCUAUCUAUCUAUCUAUCUAUCUAUCUAUCUAUCUAUCUGUAAAAGUAUGUUUUUUGAUUUUAACGCACACACACGUGUUUGUAUCUAUCUAUCUAUCUAUCUAUCUAUCUAUCUAUCUAUCUAUCUAAUGUCAGUUUGUGGUACAGAUGGACUCACUUACAAUAACAUGUCGGAUAUGGUGAUCAGCGCCUGUGAAAAGAACACGACCAUUAAACUAGAUUACAGACACAAGUGCGAAAAAAGCUGUGAUUUGGUGAGGUGUCCCAAAUACCAAGUCUGUGAAAUGGACGAAGCAACUGGCAAGCCCGUAUGCAAAUGUGAACCGUGUUCUGAAACUGAUAACAUGAAAAUCCCUGUCUGCAGUCAGGUGAACGUCAUUUAUGAGAGCAUGUGUCAAUUCAAAAAAUUCCAAUGCAGAUUUAAUAUAGAACAAAUUAUUCUCGAUGCCAAACAGUGCAAGCCGGGAGAUGGAGGCAGUGCAGUCGGGCCUUGGGCACCGUGGAGCCCCUGCAGCGUCACCUGUGGGAAAGGAACGAAAACAAGGAAAAGAGAAGCGCUGAGAACGUUAGACGAGUUUGAAAAAAAUAGUUUGCCUCUGAAUGCCAGUGCCGAUUGCUACGAAGAUCCUUGUCCAGAUGGUACUCUUUUAAGUAAUAUCUAUUUAUGUACGUAUUUAUUAAUUAUUGUGCAAAAAAUUAUAGCAUUAUCGAUUCAUCUGUUUCUACUUCUUGUUUCGCUCUCUUUCUUUCUUUCUUUCUUUCUUUCUCUCUUUCGCUAUCAUUGUACUCGGAUAAAUAAAUUCAUAUCUAUCUAUCCUAGUUUGUUCAUUAUCUAUCUAUCUAUCUAUCUAUCUAUCUAUCUAUCUAUCUAUCUAUCUAUCUAUCUAAGUUUAUUCAUUAUCUAUCUAUCUAUCUAUCUAUCUAUCUAUCUAUCUAAGUUUGUUCAUUAUCUAUCUAUCUAUCUAUCUAUCUAUCUAUCUGUUAUAUCUAUCUAUCUAUCUAUCUAUCUAUCUAUCUAUCUAUCUAAGUUUGUUCAUUAUCUAUCUAUCUAUCUAUCUAUCUAUCUAUCUAUCUAUCUAAUUUGUUCAUUAUCUAUCUAUCUGUGUUCUUUAUCUAACUUACUAUUUCUUACUCAAUCUCAGUAUAUUCAUUAUCUAUCUAUCUAUCUAUCUAUCUAUCUAUCUAUCUAUCUAUCUAUCUAUCCUAAUAUGUUAAUUAUCUAUCUAUCUAUUUAUUUUGGUCCUUGCGUAAAUCAUAAGUGUCAGGUCUCGUCGCAACAUUGUGUGACAGUCGACGGAAGAGCCGAGUGCGAAUGUCCCAAUUGUUUCGGUGAAGGGAAGGAUCCUGCCUGUGUGCGCAUCUACGUUGGGAUGUACGCCUACACGGAGCAGACCUUCAACAACCCGUGUGAAGGGAGACGAACAGCAUGCUUCAAGGGACUGGACAUGAAACCUGUUGAUGAUGUUGCGUGCGGAUUAUUACCAGUGAACUGUUCUUAUGUGGCAAAUUUUGUGAACGUGACUGAUGGAGAGUGUCAUCACGAUGGAGAAGUCAAUAUGGGCAAAUGCGUGGGUGGAUGUGGCACAGACGCUGGCCACUGCUGCGACGUAGUUGCCUUUGAGAACGUUAGUGUGAAUCUGAACUGUCCAAAUGGGACGAAGAGGAAAAAACAGGUGAUGAAAAUAAACAAGUGUCAGUGUAUAGAACAGACACAGAUAUCCUCACAACGUACUGCGCCAUAA